AUGACAGGUUCUUCGAGCUCCAAAUUCGACGAGUUUCAAUGGGUCAAUACCAUCCGUCGAACGCUCGAAAGGGAACUUGAAGACGAUACUGAUCAAAUUCCGGUGUGCAUUUUUACUGUCCCCAGAACCCUCAUGUCUAGCCAUCCCGACUUUUAUACUCCACAUCAACUUCCACUUGGUCCAUACCAUUAUUGGCGUCCAGAUCUAAGUGAGAUGGAGAGCUACAAGCUUUCGGCAGUAAAAAAACUCCAAAAUCAAUUUCAAAGCAACGACUUUCAGAAUCUUGUCGAGCAAUUGGUAAAGCUUGAACCAAAGAUUCGGGCAUGCUACCAUAAGUACUUAAAUCUCAAUGCUGAAACACUAGCAUGGAUGAUGGCUUUGGAUGCUUCGUUUUUACUCGAGUUUCUUCAAAUUUAUUCCGUCAAAGAAAAUGAAGUUUUAUCGAGGAUUUCCUCAAGGAUGACACAUUUGCUUGAUUAUUCAAAGAGCAAAUCGGCACAUUAUGUAAUUCUCCGGGAUAUAGUGAUGAUGGAGAAUCAAAUUCCAUUAUUUGUAUUGAGAAAGGUGCUUAAGUUUCUACUCAUGUCAGCAGAAUCAGCUGAUGAAAUGCUGAUUUCCAUGUUACUAGGGUUAUGUAAAGAGCUCUCUCCUUUCAAGACGGUAGAGUUGGAGAAGACUAAAUUCUUGGAGCAUUCCCACUUGCUAGACUCUUUGUAUGACAUUAUGGUGCCCAGAGUGGAAGAACUACCUAUUGAGAUAACAAUUGAAGAUGUUGAAGAAAAUCGUUCUGAAACAGAGCAAGAAAACGAAGGAUCUGGAAUUGAGUUGAAUCUUGUGAAAAGUUUUUUGAGCGAGCUCUGGAAUACGGUUUCUGAACUAAACAUAGGCCCAAUGCGUUUCCUCAAGAACGCUUCAGCAUCAAUGACAAGCAAAUUAGGAUUUUACUGGACAAUACUAAAUAAACUUCUGAAUCUAUCAGCCUCAAAUUGUGUCAGUGAGCCAGAAAAUGAGAGGGUCAGAAAUAACCAGCAGCUGCCACCUUUGGUAGAAGAGAUCGCAAUUCCUUCUGUCACUCAGCUCUCUAAUACUGGUGUCCGUUUUUUACCUACCAAGGGUAACAUCUCCACCAUUAACUUCGACACGGAGACAGCUGCAUUUUACGUCCCCAUUAUUAGUUUAGAUGCAAACAGUGAGUUUAUAUUUAGAAACUUAGUGGCAUAUGAAAUAUCGCAUGCCUCAGGACCCAUGAUUUUUGUUCGGUACAUUGAAUUGAUGAAUGGGAUUAUUGACACCGAGGAAGAUGUAAGAUUGCUUAGAGAGAGAGGCAUUAUUUUCAACCACUUGAAGAGUGAUCAAGAGGUGGCAAACCUAUGGAAUGGGAUGAGCAGGUGCAAGUCCAUUAGGCUGACAAAAGCUCCGUUCGUAGAUAAGGUGAUUGAAGAUGUUAACAAGUAUUACAACAGCCGAUGGAAG
This is a messenger RNA of Populus euphratica (Euphrates poplar), 1473 nucleotides long. Its product is annotated as putative UPF0481 protein At3g02645. The record is from RefSeq and is a predicted model, not a curated record. The annotation marks the transcript as partial. Lineage: Eukaryota; Viridiplantae; Streptophyta; Magnoliopsida; Malpighiales; Salicaceae. The transcript has a single exon.